This is a messenger RNA of Saccostrea cuccullata (small rock oyster), 2060 nucleotides long. RefSeq lists its product as uncharacterized. The record is from RefSeq and is a predicted model, not a curated record. The transcript has 12 exons. Gene Ontology annotation, molecular function: S-adenosylmethionine-dependent methyltransferase activity. Lineage: Eukaryota; Metazoa; Mollusca; Bivalvia; Ostreida; Ostreidae. Bases 144 to 1613 code for a protein of 489 amino acids.
GUGUCGGGCGAUACUGACUUCAGUGCAAACGGACCUUGAAUAUACAGUAUAAUAAAAAUCAUUGUGUCAUUUAAACCUUCACUGAAAGGCUAUCAAUCUUCUUGUGGACACUGGUGUCGAGUCGGUCUGAGGUUCGGACUGCUAUGAUGGAGUUCUGGCAAGAUCAUUCUAAGGACGGGUCUAUCGAAGAGAUGAUGCUAGACAACAAUGCCGCUACCAUGACAGAGGAGGAACUUCCGGAAAUUCUGUCCUACAUCCCAAACGUUUCCGGAAAAGAUGUAGUGGAACUGGGAGCCGGAAUUGGGCGAUUUACGAAGGAGUUGGCCAAGGAUGCGAAAUCUGUUUUAGCGGUUGAUUUUGUAGACAAAUUCAUUGACAAAAACAAACAAGAGACUGCCAAAUUUGGGAAUGUUCAACAUAAAUGUGUUGAUGUUACAAAAUUACAGCUCCCAAAAGAGAGCACCGAUUUUGUUUUCUCCAACUGGUUAUUAAUGUAUCUACAAGAUGAGGAAGUGAAGAAUUUAAUCAAAGAAACACUUUCCUGGCUUCGAGAGGACGGAUACCUUUUCUGCCGAGAAUCAUGUUAUCAUCAAUCAGGGAACAAAGACAGGAAAGCAAAUCCAACAAAAUAUCGAGAGCCAGGAAUGUACGAGGCUCUGUUCACUUCUUUAGAAAUUCCAACAGAAAACAACGAGGAGGUGUAUGGAUACGACUUGGUGCUACAGAAAUCAGUAGAUGCAUACUACAAGCUAAAGAACAAUAAAAACCAAAUAGUUUGGUUAUUGCAAAAAGUGCGACGAACAAAGAGCAGUAACCACGGUUACCGGACCUUCCAAGAAUUUCUGGACGAGAAGCAGUAUUCAGUGAAUGGAAUCCUCAGAUACGAGAAAAUCUUUGGGAGGACUUUUGUCAGUACUGGAGGGUUGGAUACCACAAAGGAAUUUGUGGAUAGAUUGAACCUCAAGAAAGGGGAAGUAGUUUUGGACAUUGGUUGUGGAAUCGGUGGAAGUGCAUUCUACAUGGUCAAAGAGUUUGGCGUAAAGGUCGUAGCGAUAGAUCUGUCCUCUAACAUGAUCAAGAUCGGUAUGGAAAGGGCGGAAGAAAUGGGAGUCUCGCUACUUGAUGUGCAGUUUGAGGUAGCGGACGCUACAAAGAGGAUAUACCCCGACAAUUAUUUUGAUGUCGUGUACAGUCGUGACACCAUUCUUCAUAUAAAAGACAAACUCGACCUAUUUAAAAGAUUCUACAGAUGUCUAAAACCCGGCGGACGACUUUUGAUCUCGGACUAUGCCUGCAGUCCUGACGAACACUCUGAACAAUUCAAGGCUUACGUCAAACAGCGAGGGUACAACCUACUGUCUCCAGAACAGUAUGGGAAGGUUUUAGAGGAAGCAGGAUUCGUUAAUGUCGAAGCAGAUGACAGGACAGACCUGUUUGUUAAAUCAUUGGAAAAGGAACUAGUCAAUACUGAAAAAAUAAAAGACGAGUUUGUUGGGGAAUUUUCUCUCAAGGAUUAUAAUGACAUUGUUGGAGGUUGGAAGGACAAGUUACAGAGAACGGCGGCCGGGGAUCAGAGAUGGGGGGUUUUCUACGCAGAAAAGCCCGCCCAUUGAGAGUGUUCGAUUGAUUCUGACAUUUUUUUUAACUUUAGAAGUUUUUUAAAGAAACACUACAGGAUAAGUGUUCGAUUGAUUCCAACGUUUUAAAAAUGCUUACGAAUACCAGAUUUGAACUUUUUUAAAGAAACACUCCAGAAUAUGGGGUUUGUUUUUGGAUUGGUUGUGCCAAAUAUUCCAACAUUUCUAGCAUCACUUAGUGGUGAAUAAUGCAAUGUUGAUUUGUUGCAUCCCACAUUGUAAACGGAUUCAAAAAAUUCCGAAUAUUUUGACAUGUAUACAGCAUGGUAUAUGCUAAAAGCUAUGUUUUGUUUAUUGUUUUCAUUAAAAAAGGCAAUAGAUUUACCUUUGUUGCAUUGUUGUGUGUUUAUCGCAAUUGCAAAUAUUUGCAAUAUGCAAUAUGUUUACAUUAUUGGUACAUGUUACAUAAAAAUGAAAUUAUUA